AUGCGGCGGCUUAACUGGUCAGCCGUCGUGCGACAGCUCUCCGCAUCCAUACGCUGCUUCACCUACGAUCGCGCUGGUUACGGGUUAUCCGACAGCGCUCCGUACCCACCCACAGCCGAGAAUAUUGCGUCAGAUAUCCAAUACCUUGUCGAGAACGUUCCCUUCGAGAAUCCUCUUAUCCUCGUCGGUCAUUCUUGGGCCGGCGUACUGAUCAACGAAUUCAUUGCGCUGACAGGGAAUGGACAUCACAUUGCCGGACUGGUACUUGUCGACGCGAACCACGAGACAAUGCCACAAGUCUUGAACGUCAACGACCCGGAUCUCCAAGCCAUGUCCGAGGGCAUCAACCCAUACAUUGCCAAAGGCAUUGCCGCAGAACACAAACUGACGCAGCAGGAAUGGGACGCACUUAUGGCUGAGGAAGCGACCGAGAAGUACGCGGCGAUCGCGCGCAUGGAGGAAGAUGAGUACGCAGCAAGCUUCGCGACGCUGCGCGACAAGAGAUUGAGUGACCGGGAGCCGCUUCUCGGGAAGAAGCCUGUGUACGUUAUUGGAGGCAUGCGAAGUCGGGAUUGGGAUGGCAUGUACAAAGCUGGAGUCGCAAAAGGAAAUGGGAGCGAGGAGCAGAGGCGUCGGGUACGCGAGUUGAUUAGCACGGCGGACGAGAAGAGCGAGAGCCUCAUGAGGCGACAUCUUCAGCUCUCUUCGAAGACCAAACUUGUGUUCGCGCGCGAGAGCGGCCAUUUCGUCCAGAUGACGCAGCCUGAGGUCGUAGUCGAAGGCGUGAA
This is a messenger RNA of Alternaria triticimaculans, 788 nucleotides long. RefSeq lists its product as uncharacterized. The transcript has 2 exons. Lineage: Eukaryota; Fungi; Ascomycota; Dothideomycetes; Pleosporales; Pleosporaceae. The annotation marks the transcript as partial. The record is from RefSeq and is a predicted model, not a curated record.